GAGUUCAUUCUUUCUCGGAGAACGGACAGUUUUCGUAGCUAUGUCUGGACGGGGUAAGGGCGGUAAGGGCCUUGGGAAAGGCGGCGCUAAGCGUCACCGAAAAGUCCUCCGUGACAACAUCCAGGGCAUCACCAAGCCCGCCAUCAGGCGUCUGGCUCGUCGCGGCGGCGUGAAGCGCAUCUCCGGCCUUAUCUACGAGGAGACCCGCGGGGUCCUAAAGGUGUUUCUGGAGAACGUGAUCCGGGACGCCGUCACCUACACCGAACACGCCAAGCGCAAAACCGUCACCGCCAUGGAUGUCGUCUAUGCCCUCAAGCGCCAGGGACGCACCCUCUACGGUUUUGGCGGUUAAACCAAUAGGUUUACACUUGUCUUCAAAAGGCCCUUUUCAGGGCCGCCCACUACUCUGAAGGAGCUGUAGUUAGCUUUUCGAGUUGCGGCGUAAUAUAUUAACACUAUGUGUUAAGUGGGUGGUGGUUUACGUACACUGCACCAAAUUAUAGCCACUUCCUAUUAGAGUAAAAUGAGUGGCCCUUAAAAGGGCCUUAGUUCUUUUAAAUCAAAUCGCCUGCAGGAUUUAGCCGCCGAAGCCGUAGAGGGUGCGCCCCUGGCGCUUGAGCGCAUAGAGCGGGUCUCCUCAUAGAUGAGGCCGGAGAUGGCGCUUCACGCCGCCGCCGCGACGAGCCAGACGCCUGAUGGCGAUGUUGUCACGGAGGACUUUUCGGUGACGCUUGGCGCCGCCUUUCCCAAGGCCCUUACCGCCUUUACCCCUU
Messenger RNA from Erinaceus europaeus (western European hedgehog), 773 nucleotides. Its product is annotated as histone H4. The transcript has a single exon. Lineage: Eukaryota; Metazoa; Chordata; Mammalia; Eulipotyphla; Erinaceidae. Gene Ontology annotation, cellular component: nucleosome. Bases 41 to 352 code for a protein of 103 amino acids. The record is from RefSeq and is a predicted model, not a curated record. Gene Ontology annotation, molecular function: DNA binding; protein heterodimerization activity; structural constituent of chromatin. Gene Ontology annotation, biological process: nucleosome assembly.